This is a messenger RNA of Sipha flava (yellow sugarcane aphid), 3488 nucleotides long. Its product is annotated as toll-like receptor 7. Gene Ontology annotation, cellular component: extracellular matrix. The coding region runs from base 211 to 3453 and encodes 1080 amino acids. NCBI's taxonomy places the organism in Eukaryota, Metazoa, Arthropoda, Insecta, Hemiptera, Aphididae. Gene Ontology annotation, molecular function: protein binding. The transcript has 14 exons. The record is from RefSeq and is a predicted model, not a curated record.
AGAAUUCUAUAACAGUGCAAUAUGUUCACUGGACACGGAACGAAUUCAGUAAGAUAUCCUUUAUCGUAAUAUUUAUUAUCGUAUCCGCUUACAAUUUGUAUAGAUAACACGAAGAAUAUUUGAGAAGGAAAAUUUGUUAGUAGUUCUAAGAAUGGAAAUAUGAUGGACAAUGAAAUCGUUGUUUAUUAGAAAAACAGGUACCUAAAAAAUAUGUCGAUUCACAUAUUUUUAAUUUUGAUUGUUUACGUGUACUACGUAAAUGGUGAAUACAUUGAACCGGGACCCAAGUACAGGUGUCCAAAAAUAGGCAGUUUAUCUGAACUGGCGUUACAUCCUUGUCGUUGUGUAGCAGAUUCUGACUAUGGAUUAGCAUUACAUUGCGAAAACAGUAAUUUGGCCACAUUAUCCGUCGGGCUUUCUAACGUUGCAUCGCUUGGUGACGUCGUUGUGGACAAUUUGACUAUAUCGUCUUGCAACAUUGGUCGUUUAUUUGGAGAUAUAUUUUACUCGACUCCUGUGAACCGGCUCUUUAUAAAAGAUACGCCAAUACAUUUACUGGAUGAUGAAUUAUUCUUCGGAAUUAACCACACGCUUUUUGAAUUACACAUAGUAAAUUCUAAAUUAGCUGAAUUUCCUUCUGGAGCAUUUAAGAUAUUGGGAAAUUUAAAAGUAUUAAACUUGGAUAAACAUGCGAUAUUUAAUAUUCCAACCAACGCUUUCACUUCUAGUCAAUUGCCAACUCGUUUAGAAAAAUUACAUAUAACAAAUGGAAAAUUAACUUCAUUGUCUCCAGACUCGUUAGGUCCAUGUAAAAAAUUAAAGUACCUAGAUCUGCAAGGUAAUAGAUUGGAAAAACUGCAAAAGAAUCAGUUCAAAGGAUUGAGGGAUUUAGAAACAUUAGACAUAUCCAACAAUAAUAUUACUAAAAUAGAUUCAUCCCAUUUUAGCGAUUUAACGAAACUUGUGUCAAUAAAUUUAGCUAAUAACUCAUUGCCUUCUGUCACCAGAGGAGCUUUUGCAAGAAAUACAUUGUUACGUAUUUUAAACUUGAGUUCCAACAAAUUGACAAGAUUAGACUCUGAGCUAUUUCGUGGUUUACGAUUUCUUCGAAGAUUGUAUCUUAGCGAUAAUGAAAUUUCUCAAGUUGAUCGAGGAACAUUUUCGUCCAUGAUGAGAAUAGGAACAAUAGAUUUGGCUAGGAAUCGAAUGAAAAUUAUCGACUAUCAAAUGUUUUCUGGUCAAAACUACGUUGAAAUCAUCGAUGUAUCUGAAAACCAAAUUACCAAAGUUGAGAAAUUAUCGUUUAAAAAUCUUUAUUUGGUUCACAUUAAUUUGUCUAAAAACAAUAUAUCAGAAAUCGACAGUGGAGCGUUUGAAAAUUGUGCUAAUAUUACAAUGUUGGACAUGUCAUAUAAUUCAAUUUCUAAUAUGGCAAGCUCGGUGUUUGACAAUAACACGUAUGCCACUGUAUGGCAACUAUCGUAUAAUAACUUAACAGAUAUGUCUCAAGUACCAGUUGGCAACAUGGCGGGUAUUAAAAUCUUAAACGUAACACACAAUAAGAUUAGAACUAUUCCUAAAGGAACGUUCCCAAAACUGUUCGAGCUCCAUACAUUGGACUUUAGCUACAACCGUAUAAAAUCCAUAAGUUCCGCCGUAUUUCAGCCACUUCUCAGUCUGCGAUUCAUCAACCUUAGCUACAAUGCACUGGAAGAUUUGAAGUCCACAACGUUCGGCACUCUACCGACUGUACUUGAAUUAUUUUUACAUCACAAUUCGAUAAAAAGAAUUAAUGCUGCAACAUUUGUAAAAAUGUCGUCCUUGAGUCAUUUGGAUUUAAGACAUAACGAGAUUACGCAAAUACCCACUAUACCCAUAUCGCUAUCAAGUCUAACUAUAAGCCACAAUAAAAUUGAAGACAUAGGACCCGACCGAGCUUGGCCAUCGAUGAAUGCAUUACUUUCAUUGGAUCUAAGUCACAAUAUAUUAGGUGAUAGUUUGGACAGUGGGUCAUUUUCAAAACUUUUAUCUCUACAGAGUAUAAAUUUGGAUUAUAAUUCUAUUACAAUGCCUCCCGCUAAAGCAAUGAGCCCACUAGUUUCAACAAGGCAUUUAUCGCUAAGAGGUAACAGUAUUACACAUCUUAGCUCUAAGGCUUUUGGCAUAUUGCCAGUGGUGUUUUAUCUAGAUUUAUCACAAAAUAAUAUUACACAAAUUGAAUCUCAGGCUUUCGAUGGACUAUUGCAAUUGCAGCUGUUAAAUUUGACGGAAAAUGGUUUAACUGAAAUACCAAAUGGCGCUUUUAAAGGUUUAGUAUCUUUGACAACUUUAGAUGUGUCGUACAAUCAGCUCAGUUCAUUGGACAACAAGACAAAUAGUUUAUUGGAUGACUGUCUUUCUCUCAAACAUUUAAAUUUAAGUCAUAAUCAGUUUUCUUUUUUCACCAAAAAAUCAUUUCCAAACCAUAUGUAUACGCCUAGUUACUUAGAAUCUAUCGAUAUAAGUUACAAUGAAAUACCAAUUGUAACAAAAGAUAUAACGAUUGGAACCAGCAAAGUUAAAUACCUAAAUCUAAGUCAUAAUUCUAUUGAUGAGAUACGGCCAGGCGUACUCGAAAAUUUAACAUCGUUACAAGUAUUGGAUUUAUCAUACAAUAAUUUAGAAACAUUGAAAAAGGUAGGCAACAUGCCUACAAAUAUGUCAGUGCUACUGAUGUCUAAUAAUAAACUAACAAAACUUUCAAAAGAAAUAAUUAGUUUUGUUCCAAAUUUAAAAUACCUCGACGUAGAGAAUAAUCUAUUUAAUAAUUUCCCUCCGGAUUUGGCCAAAAUAAUUACUAAAGGACCUAUGAUUUCAUUUAAAGGCAAUCCUAUUGAAUGCGAUUGUGCUCUAAUUCCGGUCAAAAGAAUGUUGAAUUUGAAAUUAAAUCCAGAUCCACAGUGGACAAACAUUACAUGUGUACAGUUAUUAACAUCGGAAGUAUCUUAUAUAUCAGAUCUAAGUGAUAAUGAAUUGAUUUGCGAUACUUCAAUAGAAGACGAUGAUGAUAUAUUUGUUGCGACAACCGAUGUAAAAUUCAGAGGCGUAAAAAAGUCUGGAAGUGGUUACAUAAAAAUUGACUGGCUUGUGCUACAAAACAAGGAAGACAUUGCAGACUUUAUAAUAUUUACUGGUGGUAAUAAAUUAGAAGAAAGGAAUUCUUCUAAAUUAAUUCCUUAUAAUUUACGAUCUCAAACAAUUAAAAAUUCUUUUAUUAGGGGUUCCACGAAUUUAUGUAUACUAGCAAAAGAUAGUUUUGGUGUCGAAAGACAAAUGAAAAAAGGACAGUGCAUCAAUAUCGAAGAAUUAGGUCCAUUAGCUCUGAACAGUGCUAAUCAAAGUUCAAAAAAAAAUUAUUUAUUUAAUUCAAUGUUUUUGUUAUUAAUAGCAAUAAUACUAUGGCAUAGUUAUUAAUUGAACUUCCAAGUAAAUAAAUAUAUAUAUAUAUA